Messenger RNA from Cyphellophora attinorum, 759 nucleotides. RefSeq lists its product as uncharacterized. The coding region runs from base 1 to 759 and encodes 252 amino acids. The transcript has a single exon. NCBI's taxonomy places the organism in Eukaryota, Fungi, Ascomycota, Eurotiomycetes, Chaetothyriales, Cyphellophoraceae. The record is from RefSeq and is a predicted model, not a curated record.
AUGGCUCGUCCACCGGCAGACAACAGCAACCAAGCGACAAGAUGCCCUAAACGUCCGAUCAUCAAAGCAGAACACCUUAGAGAGACGCCUGUCAAGAUAGUCGUUGGGACCGGCGACAAGGCCGCCACCUACCAUCUUCCACCGACGCCGCUAAAAGUCAUAUCACCAUACUUCAGAGCAUGUCUAAGCGACGAGUUUUCCGAAGGCGCUACCAACGUCGUCCACCUCCGCGAUGCAAAUCCAGCGGUCUUCCACCACUUUGUCGCGUGGCUACUGCGUAUUCACGAUCUUGGCGGCAAUCUCGAUAGGACCAAGCCACUCAUCGGCUUAUGGAUCCUGGGAGACAGCAUCAUGUGUGAGGAUCUACAGAACAGAGCGAUGGACGUCAUGAGGCAACUUCAUCUUGAGUAUUCGGGACACGAUUGGCAUGCUUCUGCUGGGUGCAUCCUGUUCGCUGAACUCGCUUCCAUUGUUGCACAUACGUGCGAGGGCUCGGAGUUGUCAAGCUAUGCCAUGGACAAGAUCGCCCACGCCAUGACAAGAGGACUGAAACUGCGCGAACUGAUGAAGUCCGGAGCUUACUGGGCCAGGAUCCCGGAGACAGUCAAGACUGAAAUCUUCUUGCGUUACCAGCAUUAUGUCGACCUGGGAUCGAAGGACUCAGACCCUGCUCAGGGUGAGGGUUGCCGCUACCAUGUGCAUGACGACACGGAGAGUAGGGUCACAUCCGAAAACGGACAGAAGGCUGGUACGAAGUAG